AUGGCGUCCUCUGUACGCUAUCGUUUCCAAAACCAGAACGGCUCGGCCGUCAUUACCUUUGAUGGGCCCUCCAUUACACUUGACAAAUUAAAGCGGGAGAUUAUGCGCGUCAACUUCACCCGCGACACCGACUCUGACCUCAAAAUUUUCAACGAAGAAAACAACGAAGAAUACUCACUCAGCCAGCCCGUGUACCGCAAUUCCUCAAUCAUUGUCAAGCGCGUGCCACGAGAGGCGGGCGUCGCCCCUAUCCUUGAUGAUCACGAGGAGUCCUUUACUGCGCAGGUCCCGCUGACCGAGGAUGAACGAUUGCGAGCCAUCAAGGAGAAGGCAGGCCGGGACUAUGAAACAACGUGCGAUCAUGACCAGCUUGCCUCAAACCCGUGCUCCAGAUUCUGCCAAACCUACCUGCUUGCUGCCUGGCGUCGACUCAUGCGUUGCCCUUGCCUGGCCGUCUUCUCAAUUCAACGCUCGUCUCUAUGUGUAGUGGACCAAGCGAGUCGUACAUUUGCCGCCAUUGCGCGGCCCGAGGGCAGCAUUUUUACAACCAAUGCCCCCUGCUCAAUGUACGCGCCUGUCAGAUAG
Molecule: messenger RNA, 585 nt
Organism: Monosiga brevicollis MX1
Lineage: Eukaryota; Choanoflagellata; Craspedida; Salpingoecidae
Exons: 4
Coding region: 1-585 (194 amino acids)
Molecular function (GO): zinc ion binding
Source: RefSeq, a predicted model, not a curated record